Molecule: messenger RNA, 357 nt
Organism: Volvox carteri f. nagariensis
Lineage: Eukaryota; Viridiplantae; Chlorophyta; Chlorophyceae; Chlamydomonadales; Volvocaceae
Exons: 1
Coding region: 1-357 (118 amino acids)
Biological process (GO): maintenance of transcriptional fidelity during transcription elongation by RNA polymerase II; DNA-templated transcription; transcription initiation at RNA polymerase II promoter
Cellular component (GO): RNA polymerase II, core complex
Molecular function (GO): zinc ion binding; DNA-directed RNA polymerase activity; nucleic acid binding
Source: RefSeq, a predicted model, not a curated record
AUGGCCUCGCGCAAGCGUGGACUUAAGUUCUGCCCAGAAACUAACGACUUGCUAUACCCUCGCGAAGACAAGGAAAGGCGGGUUCUGGAGUAUUAUUGCAAGACGUGCAACUACUGUGUGCAAGCGGACCCGUCAGAGUGGUGUGUGUACGUGCACGCCACGGUUGUUGACGAGAAGGACAAGAUUACGACCCUUUACGACGUCACAGCGGACCCCACGCUUCCCCGCACCCGCGACGUCCGCUGCCCACGAUGUAACCACAACGAGGCCGUCUUCGUUUCGGAGCCUACGGAACAGGGCAUGACGCUGUACUUCCACUGUAUAGCUUGUAAGGAAAAGUGGCGGGAUUACGUGUGA